Phytophthora infestans T30-4 is the source of this 861-nucleotide messenger RNA. RefSeq lists its product as uncharacterized. The coding region runs from base 1 to 861 and encodes 286 amino acids. The transcript has 5 exons. The record is from RefSeq and is a predicted model, not a curated record. NCBI's taxonomy places the organism in Eukaryota, Oomycota, Peronosporomycetes, Peronosporales, Peronosporaceae.
AUGGACGCUCAUGGGUCAGAUCUACCAAGUAUUCACCAGCGUCCGUACUUUGACGGCAUCGUUCAGCUGCCGGUGCUGCCAUCGCAUCUGGCCCGGGAGUCACUAGCAGCGAUGCCAUCUUCUACAUACUGGCCCCGGCCACCUCGGCCGUCUGCAACCCCCGAUUCCGCUCCAAACUCUACUGAAUGGGAUCAAACAAUUCCAGUAUCUACAGCUACAACUAACCCGUCGACUCCGGUAUCUACUACCGUGAACGAAAAACGCAAAGCAGGCGCCAAAUCCAGCGCUGAGCAACAAGGAAAAAAGAAGAAAUCCUCCAAAAAGGGAACAACGCCAUCCAAGCGCUUCGUCGGGACAAAUAAGAUGAUCGAAGCGCUCCUCGACAUGCACUUCAAAGACGAUGACGUUAGGCUUCGUGUCAAAAAUGCCGAUACUAACCGAAAGAAAGCUCUCGCAUGGCAAUUUUUUGCCAAUCGAUUAUCGGAGAAACUGGAGGUGGUGCUCUCAAGUGAUCAGCCGCCAAAAAGCGGCUACACCCCCUGCAAGUCUGGCUGCCGCCAUGAAAGACGGCAUAACAGCUAUCGCCGCAUCGAUGGGGCUGACGAUAAGCUCGUUGAAGUGCUCCGUGAUACCCAGCCCGAAUACAAUAAGAACAAAAUCGAGUCUCAUGAUCCACUACGGCCUGCCUAUUCACCGCAGGGAGUUGUUUUUGCUACAAUACCAGCCUUCGUGCUUCGCAGGUCGUCUAAAUCGCAUCGAGGAGCCAUCCACUGCGCCAAUGACGUCAGGAAAGCCUGCGAUUCGCUCAAAUCCAUCGAGACGCCAAACUCGUUCCCACUUCGGAAUAGCUCGGAGAACUGA